This is a messenger RNA of Cariama cristata (Red-legged seriema), 1751 nucleotides long. It is a transcript of the gene RCBTB2, whose product is annotated as regulator of chromosome condensation (RCC1) and BTB (POZ) domain containing protein 2. NCBI's taxonomy places the organism in Eukaryota, Metazoa, Chordata, Aves, Cariamiformes, Cariamidae. The transcript is spliced from 13 exons. The coding region runs from base 1 to 1716 and encodes 571 amino acids. Gene Ontology annotation, molecular function: protein binding. The record is from RefSeq and is a predicted model, not a curated record.
AUGAGAAGUAUUCCUUGCUUACUUUUUUACUUUCUAAAGGGGACACAAGCACAAAUCCGUAUGGAGGAUGAAUCUCCUCCUUCUCAAGGAGUCAGUGUCAAGGUAUUGGAGGCAACAUUAUUGUCAGCCUUGAAGAUGCUGGAUGUUGGGAAAUGGCCAAUUUUUUCUCUCUGUUCCCAAGAAGAGCUCAAGUUAAUUCGUCAAGCCUGUGUAUUUGGCAGUGCUGGUAAUGAAGUGUUGUAUGCAACUGAAAAUGAUGAGGUUUUUGUGCUUGGCAUGAACUGCAGUGGGUGUUUGGGAACAGGUGACAUGCAGAGCACUAUUGAACCGAGAAGGUUAGAUUCUCUAUGCGGCAAAAAGAUAGCCUGUCUGAGUUACGGAAGUGGCCCUCAUGUUGUUCUUGCUACUGAAGAAGGAGAAGUGUAUACAUGGGGUCAUAAUGCUUAUAGUCAGUUGGGCAAUGGUACAACAAAUCAUGGUUUCGUUCCCUGUCAAGUCUCUACUAACUUGGUGAACAAGAAAGUCAUUGAAGUUGCCUGUGGCUCUCAUCAUUCUAUGGUGUUAACAUCUGAUGGAGAGGUAUACACAUGGGGUUAUAAUAACUCAGGCCAAGUUGGAUCGGGUUCAACAGCUAAUCAACCAAUUCCUCGAAGAGUUACCAGCUGCCUACAAAAUAAAAUAGUAGUUAAUAUAGCUUGUGGACAGAUGUGUUCUAUGGCUGUGGUGGAAAACGGAGAGGUCUAUGUCUGGGGUUACAAUGGUAAUGGCCAGCUUGGACUGGGCAGCAGCGGCAAUCAGCCAACACCGUGCCGAAUAGCAGCUUUGCAAGGCGUUCGUGUACAGCGGGUUGCCUGUGGCUAUGCACAUACAUUAGUGCUAACAGAUGAAGGUCAGAUUUAUGCCUGGGGAGCCAAUUCAUAUGGCCAGUUAGGUACUGGGAAUAAAAGUAACCAGUCUUACCCUACGACAGUUAUUGUGGAUAAGGACAGAGUUAUAGAGAUUGCAGCCUGCCACUCUGCUCACACGUCGGCUGCCAAGACCCAGAGCGGCCAGGUGUACAUGUGGGGCCAAUGCCGUGGGCAGUCAGUGAUCCUUCCCCACCUCACUCACUUUGCCUGCACUGACGAUGUGUUUGCUUGCUUUGCUACUCCUGCUGUUAUGUGGCGUCUUCUGUCAGUAGAGCCUGAUGACCAUCUAACAGUAGCCCAGUCACUGAAGAAGGAAUUUGACAACCCUGAAACUGCAGACCUGAAGUUUCUAGUGGAUGGAAAAUACAUUCAUGUUCAUAAAGUUCUUCUCAAAAUUAGGUGUGAACAUUUUCGUUCUAUACUGAAUAAUGAUGAUGAAAUUAUAGAAAUGAGUGAAUUUUCUUAUCCUGUUUACCGAGCCUUCCUGGAAUACCUGUAUACAGACAACAUUAGGCUCCCUCCUGAAGAUGCAAUAGGACUGCUAGAUUUGGCAACACUGUAUAGAGAAAACAGAUUGAAAAAGCUUUGCCAGCAAACGAUCAAACAAGGCAUUUGUGAAGAGAAUGCCAUUGCUCUUCUUUCUGCUGCUGUCAAAUAUGAAGCUCAGGACUUGGAAGAAUUUUGCUUCAGAUUUUGCAUAAACCAUUUAACUGUUGUUACGCAAACUCAAGGCUUUGCAGAAAUGGACCACGACCUCCUGAAAAACUUCAUUAGCAAAGCAAGCAGAGUGGGAGCGUUCCGAAAUUGAGGUCUGACUACCACCAAGCUGAAGAGUGCAUCCUC